ACGAUGACAUCUCCAACGUUCACCUUCAUAUGGACAUGCUUGGUCCUGGUGGAAGCUGCUCAGACAGCUGCUCUGAAAUCAUCUUCAUCUGUUCAUUAUGAGAGACGAGAAACUGGAGAGAGUCUGACUUUACAAUGUGUCUUCAAAGAUACUGAAUCUCCAUGGGUUUACUGGCUUAAGCAAACUCUUGGAGGGGAACUGAGGCCGAUCUCUGCUUUCAACAAAUAUGGAACUAAUAACAGCAUGAACGAUGAGAUUAAGAAGAAUCCACGGUUUAAACUGGAUGCUAAAGAUGGUAAAAAUCACUUAACGAUCUCAGACUUGCAAGUGUCAGACUCAGCUACAUAUCACUGCAUAAGUUACCAGUUCACCAAGUUAGAAAUUCUGGCAACCAUCACAGUCAGUGUGAAGGGUUCAGGUGUGAGCGUCCCAGCUCUGGUCCAUCAGUCAGAGUCUGAAACCAUCCAGCCAGGAGGCUCUGUGACUCUGAACUGUACAGUCCACACUGGGACCUACUACUGCGCUGUGGUCUCAUGUGCACACAUACUGUUUGGAAACGACUUUGGAGAUGAGGUGAGCUCUGGUGUCUUGGUGUAUUCUCUGAGUGGAGCUUUGAUAUCUGCAGUUAUCCUGAUAGUUGUCCUGGCCUUCUUAUUGUACAAGAUGAACAAAAGAAUCUGCUUCUUAUCUCAAGAGAUACAAGCAAGAUUUUCAGCUCCCUCCACAACAAACAUGGAGAGUAACAGAGGAGGGGAUGACGUCUGUUAUGCCACUGUGAACGUUAACAUGCCCAACACAUCAAGAAGACAGAGAAACACAGCCAGAGAUGAAUGUGUGUAUUCCAGUGUGAGGCAGUAGAAGUCACCAUGGUUCAUCUUUUACUACGUCUGUUUUAAUUGAUGUUGACCAGAUUUUCUAGAGCUCAGUUCAGAUUAAAGAUUCACAUCCAGAUGAGAUGAAACUCAUGUCUGCUGUGAUGAUUUGUGGCUCUUUUAUAUCUUAAUUUGAAAUGUUAUUCCUCUGAAAACCUUAAAAAAGGGAAACUUUAAACUCAGAAAUUACUGAGUGCAAGUUACAUUAAUCAGUUUAUUUCCCACACCCCAGCAGCCGGCUUUAAUUGUCAAUCUUUACUUAAGUUUGUUUCGAUUGCCCUUAAUUGCAAUUAAUACCCUUUUUUUUAUUUUUUUUGCCACUUGUAAUCAGUC
Molecule: messenger RNA, 1205 nt
Organism: Cheilinus undulatus (humphead wrasse)
Lineage: Eukaryota; Metazoa; Chordata; Actinopteri; Labriformes; Labridae
Exons: 5
Coding region: 4-858 (284 amino acids)
Biological process (GO): response to bacterium
Source: RefSeq, a predicted model, not a curated record